CUUGGAUAUCGCCAUUACACCACUCUAGGUCACUCCCUUUCGAUUCGUCUCCCGACUACUACUUCUGCGCUCCCGCAUCCUUUUGAUAGUGAACCGGACGGCGAUGGCACAAGCUGCGACGUCGGCUCUCGAUACCGACUUCACACCUAGACGUCCGGCCAGAACUGGUUCUCUGCCCAUCCCGCUUUUGGAGAUGGGUGCCUCUCCUAGUUUGUCAGAUCGACGGUCCCAAGCACCACUAUCGCUCCCUUUGCCCCAUCAAGAUCAAACCAAUGUGCUCGAGGGUGCACCUUUCUUGCUGACGGGCGCGUCAAGCGCUACAAUGCAGGAAAGUUCGGCCACUACAACAUUCUCAUCCAAGCGGAAGUCGCCAUCGAAGCAGCGCCUGCGCCUUGUGCGCAAGUGGCCGCAGACGUUUAUUCAGAAACACUGGAUCAUUGCGUCCACCUUCUUUGUGGUGCUGCUCGUCAGCAUCAGCAUCGCUGUAGGGUGGUCUCUACGUUUGGGUUCCUUCGAGGCGGCUCAGGUCCUGGAUGAAUAUAUUCCGCAGGAGACGUCGCUCUGGGUCGAAAUGGACGCGAACCUGAUUUCGGUCGACUCGGACGGCCAGUCUAUAACUUUAGAUUGGUUCUUAGGCUACUUCUGUCCGCGCGGUGCCUCUCCAUCCACCCCGGCUUGUCCUGAUGUUGAAAUCUACUUUGACCAGAAUCUGUUGCGGGGCGACUCAACCGCAUCCAACAAUGAAAAGCCUGCCCCCAUAUUCACUAUCAAUGCGACGGACUAUGUAGCCUAUGAUAAAUUCAACUCGACUCGGCCUGAUUAUCGCCGCAAUUCUCCUCAGUUCAGGACGCAGGUUGCUAUGACGAACUUUUACUCUGAUGGUCGGUCCUCCCAGUCAUAUCCCUUCGACAAAUAUACAUCUACUUUAGUGUUCUUUGCGCAGUCUGUGAGCGACAACGGGACUGUGCCCAUAGGCUUCGGUCUUACCAAAGGAAUCGCCGUUGGAUUCAAUGCAAAGCUCGACACAAAUACGUCCGGGGAGGCUGCGUAUCAUGUCGCCGUCAAGAAUCUGGUAGUCACACGAGGUCAAGUCAUCAGAAUAUAUGCGCUGAUUAUCGUCAUAGCCAUAUGGAUGAUCACGAUCACGUUUGUCUUAGCUUGCAUCGUAGCUGUAUUCUUUGGAAAAGGUAUCAGAGUCGAGGUCUUGGUGUUGCCGGUAACGACCUUGUUCGCGUUCACUCAAUUGCGCGGCACGAUGCCCGGUGCACCUCCAGGCUUUGGCGCGGACAUCGAUUUUGUCGGGAUUCUCCCCUGCUUGGCGCUGCUCACCUUCUCGUCCAUCUUCACCUGCGCUAUUUUUCUCUUCCGCAACCCAGAGGACAGCACACCUAGGUGGCAGGAUUUGGUACACCCUGAGAAAGUGAAGGGUUGGGACACCGUGACGACGAAAGGCCAAGGGCCCGAGCUUCAGGAUAUGCAAGUUUGAAUAUCUGUGAUGUAACUUAUGUAUGUAUGUAACUUGGGAGCUCAUUUUCUGUCAAGUUGAGCAUAGCCCAGGCCCUGCUUAGUCUCUCGUGGGCAGACCACA
Fomitopsis serialis is the source of this 1588-nucleotide messenger RNA. RefSeq lists its product as uncharacterized. The transcript is spliced from 9 exons. The record is from RefSeq and is a predicted model, not a curated record. The coding region runs from base 104 to 1486 and encodes 460 amino acids. NCBI's taxonomy places the organism in Eukaryota, Fungi, Basidiomycota, Agaricomycetes, Polyporales, Fomitopsidaceae.